Ilyonectria robusta is the source of this 1899-nucleotide messenger RNA. RefSeq lists its product as uncharacterized. Bases 1 to 1899 code for a protein of 632 amino acids. The transcript has a single exon. The record is from RefSeq and is a predicted model, not a curated record. NCBI's taxonomy places the organism in Eukaryota, Fungi, Ascomycota, Sordariomycetes, Hypocreales, Nectriaceae.
AUGCCGCCUUUGCAACCUUUCGCGGCCGCUUGGUCGCGAGGCGCUUGCUGCGAUGCUCUCUUCAAGACCCCUGAGCCUACGGCAGAGGGCGAUGCGCAGCCGCCAUCCCCUCCGCGACCUCGAUUCCGAAUUAAGAGGAGGAAUGCGUCGAAUCUUACCGCGCCCACGCAGCAGUUUCUCGCCUCAGUAGCGGCUGCAGAUAUCCCCAUCCCGAGCAUCGAAGAGCCCCGUGUGCUCGACGAGGAUAUGGAUGGUGGCAUGUACCCGUUGUCCCAGCUGAGCGACAUGGACGACAUGCCCUUGACACCACUUCUUGUCCCAGAGCGCAUGUUCUCGCCUCCCAAAACCCCUGCGCCCGGACUCGUACCCUCUCUGUCCCCAAAGCAGUUCCCGAAAUGGUCUCUCGAUUCGACCAUCAGCAGCCUGGAGUCAAGCCCAGACUACGAGUCUAGCCGUCCUUCUACUGCGCACUCAACACACACCAGCACUUCCCUGCUCAGCUACUUCUCAAUCAGCUCCGAGGAGUUGAAUGGAUGUGUCAGCCCCGACACAGAACAAGGCGAUCACGUUGUCGAGCUGCCCUCGGCUGAAGAUGCCGACAAGACCAUCAAGGCGCAACCGAGUGCAGUAUCCAGAGGAAAGUUGAGGAGGGCACCUUGGACCAAGCCAAUGAGCCAGCACCUGUGGUCUACAUACAUGAUGUACCUGCAAGAUCCCAAAGUUACACCUAUUCGGCUCGGUAAGAGCGGGAUCCCCCCACACGGUGUAUGCUUGCGUGUUGCGCGGGAGGCAAAGAGGAGCUGGAAAGGAUCCAAGUCGCAGGCAAUUGCCGACAGCAAAAGCGGUAGCACAACACCAACCGCGCAGCGCUCCGGCACCUUUGUCCAAUGGCCGCAUACUUGUGCAGCCACCCGAGCCCAUCUCAGAGAGCUCUCCAAAGUUAAUGCGAGGACGUCAGCACGUAAUCAGCAGUACCUGGCUCCCAGCCCAACCCCCUUUGGAAAGAGUGCGGCUCGCUUCUGGAGCCGCCGCUCUGCCUCGGUAUUCUCUGGUCAGGACAUGGUCAUGUCGUUGGCCGUCAGUACGUCGGAGUCGAUGCAGCUGCAGGGUCCUUUGGCCCAGCUCACCAAUUCGCUCCCUGACCCUCCUCAACUCGAGGAGCUCCCUCCUCCACCAUCCUACACGGAGGCAUUUCCUCCCUUCCCUGGACACGAGCCUCUGGAGUCUGAUGGUGCCCCGCUCGCGUCGCCAUUUACCACUCGAAGCUACGGCCCAAGCUCUUCAAGUUCGCUCCCCUCGAGCUUCGUCAUCGAUUCAGACCUGCAUAGGCAAAGUCACACAACCGGACCGCGCCGGGCUCUGAAGUCCCCCGUCAGACUCACCCGCAGUCGAUCUACGCAGAAACGACGGUCGAAGCAGCCGCUGCUGGAGCCUCGCAGAAUCAAGCGACCCAGUCUUGGAUCCGAUCUGUGGGUGGAUCCAACCUCUGCCACCGAGGAGCCCAGCACUGCACCGGCAAUGCCUGAAUUCAGCUCUUCCUCUCUGGAGGAGAGAGACAGCUUGUUUGUCCCUCGCGCGAACCUCCAAGAGCUUUUCGAGGCUUCUCGCCCCCAACCUCCCCAAUUGGCCAUGUUGGCGGCUCCAGUCGAGGCUCCCCCACGGCUGGGUUCGCCUUUUUCACUCACAAACUCAAGUCACUCUUUUCCAAAUCGCUUAACGCAUUCUUCGAGCAUCGACAUGGGGUCGAUUCGCCGGCCUUUCAACACUGUUCGACCAUCCGGAGACAGUGGCCCUGUGACGCGUUCAUCGCUGGCCACCCGGCUUGCCUACAUCGACGACCGCCUCAAGGACUUUCGCCGCCGGGGCCUACCUCGGCGACGAUCCGAGUCGCCGCUUUAA